Messenger RNA from Mucor velutinosus, 333 nucleotides. RefSeq names its product serine/threonine protein kinase, CMGC, dual-specificity. The transcript has a single exon. The coding region runs from base 1 to 333 and encodes 110 amino acids. The record is from RefSeq and is a predicted model, not a curated record. Lineage: Eukaryota; Fungi; Mucoromycota; Mucoromycetes; Mucorales; Mucoraceae.
AUGAAGCAUUUGCCAUUGCUCAACGUAACCGUGUGGCGCGCUGAAGAAAAAUAUGCCGCAGGACUGGCUCGAAAUAAAGAGAGAGAGGCUACACAACGCUACCUUGGACCCACUAGAGGUAGUGGCAGUGGUGGUGGCAGUUAUCGCAAUAGCGGAUACAAUGGAUUCAGUGGAUAUCGUUACGACAGGGGUGGAUAUAUUUACGACAGUGGUGGAUAUGGUGACGAUAGUUGUGGAUAUGGUGGCGAUAGCGGUGGGUGUGGUGGUGGUGAUAGCAGUGGAGGAGGAGGAAGCGGUGGAGGAGGCGGCGGAGGAGGCGGCGGAGGAGAUUAA